AGCACAAUCAUCUACUUGUUCUUCACUCUUUUGUCUACUAUAAAUUAGUUAUUUCCAAUUCAUUUUUAUUCACAUUUUCAUCCAAAAAAUAAGAAAGAAAAAAAAGAACAACUAUGGCAUCAAACCAAGCAAGUAAUAAUACUCAACAAGAAUCUAAGUUCACUCUCUCUAUGAAUCAUGAUAUGGAGCAACAACAAAUAAGCCUAGAUCAUCAACAAGUAGAAGAAAAAGAGUUUGACUACUCAAAACGUUCCCAAUGGCUCCGAGCAGCUGUGCUCGGAGCCAAUGAUGGGUUGGUUUCAACCGCAUCAUUAAUGAUGGGAAUUGGUGCUGUGAAAAAGGACAUAAAAGUCAUGAUCCUUACUGGAUUCGCCGGCCUAGUGGCCGGCGCAUGUUCUAUGGCUAUAGGAGAAUUUGUCUCUGUUUAUUCUCAACUCGAUAUAGAAGUUGCUCAAAUGAAGAGAGAUAAUAAAAGAAGAAAUAAAAUCGAAGGAGAUAACGAGGACGAAAAAAAUGUCUUGCCAAAUCCAGCACAAGCAGCAGCAGCAUCAGCUCUAGCAUUUUCAGUAGGUGCAAUUGUGCCAUUACUGGCUGCAUCUUUUAUAAGAGAUUAUAAAGUGAGAAUUGGAGCUGUUGUUGCUGCUGUCACCAUAGCUUUAAUGGUGUUUGGAUGGUUAGGAGCUGUGUUGGGCAAAGCACCAGCAAUCAAGUCAUCUGCUAGGGUUUUGUUUGGAGGUUGGUUGGCCAUGGCUAUAACUUAUGGCUUGACAAAAUUGAUUGGUUCUAGUGGCCUUUAAAAUCGAAAAAAAAAACUGGAAUUAGCCGCGAACUUAUUCAUAGUUUUUGAUAAUCUAUUGCUAAAUAACUUUAGCGGUGGAUUUUAUCAUUAAGCUACUGAGUUUGUCUGUCGCUAAAUCUUGCUUUAUCUAGUUAUAUAUGCUACUAAAUAUUGAUUGUGGCAUAAUGCCAUACUAGUAUUUUCUUUUUUUGUGUUUAGAUUUUGUUAUUAUAUAUAGCUAGGAUAUAUAUAUAGGUCUCUAUGUAUUCUUAAUAUUUGUAUGUAUGCAUGCAUCAUUAUAUGAUAAUAUAUAUUAAUUUCCACCCUUAAAGAAUCUUUGUUUCGUUCCUU
This is a messenger RNA of Solanum stenotomum, 1129 nucleotides long. Its product is annotated as vacuolar iron transporter homolog 1-like. The transcript has a single exon. NCBI's taxonomy places the organism in Eukaryota, Viridiplantae, Streptophyta, Magnoliopsida, Solanales, Solanaceae. Gene Ontology annotation, cellular component: membrane. Gene Ontology annotation, biological process: intracellular manganese ion homeostasis. The record is from RefSeq and is a predicted model, not a curated record. Bases 114 to 797 code for a protein of 227 amino acids. Gene Ontology annotation, molecular function: iron ion transmembrane transporter activity; manganese ion transmembrane transporter activity.